UCCAAACAUUCCAGACGCGGCGAACAAUCGCGCCUCGCGCUUUAUUAGUGGCGCAACUCCGCGUGCCUCACUCUAGCGGAGGAGCUCAAUGGGGAAACACCAAUGGAAGUAUAUACUCUUCUUUUAGGAUUAUAUUCUUCAGCAGAAUUACGAGUUAUAACGCCGUCCUCAAGUCUAUUUUGAUGCGACUGUGAUUUCGGUGAGUUUAAAGAUUGACCAGGCAAAAGAGGGAAUUACUUAUACACAAAGUGUAACUUUUUUUAUUAUUGUGCAACAAAUUGACUGAGAUGAGAACUGCAGAGGAGUCGUCAGGCACGGUGCUGCACCGGCUCAUCCAGGAGCAGCUGCGCUACGGGAACCCUACGGACACACGCGCUCUUCUGGCCAUCCAGCAACAAGCUCUUCGUGGCGGUAGCAGCGGUAGUGGUGGAGGUGCUGGGAGCCCACGUUCAUCUCUGGAAAGCCUCACACAGGAGGAGUCGCACUUCCUCCAGACGUCCAUGCGUCAGGAGCCACAAGGACAAGAGCACCAGGGUGACUACCAGCACUCCGAGAGCUCAGCGUGCCAUCUCUACCAGCUCCACACAGAGGAGUUGCCCACCUACGAGGAGGCCAAGGCUCACUCACAAUAUUUGGCUGCCCAGAGGGGCCUUCAGCAGACCGGUCCAGAGAUGCUUAGCCCAGAUUCGGGUCUCCCACAGGACCAGAACAUGUGGGAUCUUAAACGGGAGCAUGCUCGAUCACUGAGCGAGCGCCUCAUGCAGCUGUCGCUGGAGAGGAAUGGGGCCCAUGAUCAGGUGCCUAUGAGCUCGUCACACAGCUAUCCCCAGCUGUCCAGUAGUGCUGUUGCUGGUGUGCAUGAAGGGUCAGAUCACCGUGGGCCACCCCCUGAGUACCCGUUUAUGCUCAAAGCCCCUGGAUAUAUGCUGAGCCAUUCUCAGGAGAAUGGACUCUAUUACAGGGAGCCUCCUGCUUUCCACUCUCAGCAUCACAGGUACGUUCAGGCCCAAACACAGGUGGCUCGACAAAACACCCUACCUACACUGACCUCUGCUGGCCAGGAGGUCAUUGUCGGAGGCUACAGUAUCCCUGCUCCCAAUCUUCAAAUGGAACAGCUGAUUAAAGAAAAUGAGAGGCUGAAGAGGGAAGUGGAGAGUUACAGUGAGAAAGCAGCAAGACUGCAAAAACUGGAGCAGGAGAUUCAGAGAAUAUCCGAAGCGUAUGAGACACUUAUGAGGGGAUCGGCAAAGAGAGAGACCCUUGAGAAAACCAUGAGGAACAAGCUUGAAUGUGAAAUCAAGAGGCUUCAUGACUUCAACCGAGAUCUUAGGGACCGCCUGGAAACGGCUAAUAAACAGAGAGCAAUCAUGGAAGAACAAGACCGCAGCCAGCAUGCCUUUGCCAAACUGGCUGAACAAAAUGAGGAGCAUCAGCGAGAACGGGAGCAGCUCGAGCGUGAGUUGCAGUGUUUGAGAGCUUCCGGAGAGGAGUGGUGUCGGCGUCGCGAGGUGCUAGAGCAGGCUUUGGUGUCUGCUCAGACCCGGAACAGACAGCUGGAGGAAGAGCUGCGUAAGAAGAGGGCAUACGUGGAGAAGGUGGAGAGGCUGCAAAGUGCUUUAGCCCAGCUUCAGGCCGCAUGCGAGAAAAGGGAGGCUCUAGAGAUGAAGCUUCGCACCCGACUGGAGCAGGAGCUGAAGAGCCUGAGGGCACAGCAGUGGCAGUCUCAAGGCCAGCAGGCAAUCAGCACUUCCAUGUCCAGUCUGAAUGUCACCUCUUUGCAGCAGCGGCUAAGGGAGAGAGAGGAGCGCAUCCUGGCUUUGGAGGCUGACAUCACCCGCUGGGAACAGAAGUACCUGGAGGAGAGCACGAUGCGCCAGUUUGCAAUGGAUGCUGCAGCCACUGCUGCUGCCCAGAGGGAUACAACCAUCAUUAACCAUUCUCCCCGGCACUCACCCAAUAACAGCUUCAAUGGAGUCGUGCCAUCAUCUGAUCACAGACAUCAGGAGAUGGAGAAUAGAAUCCGAGCCCUGUACGCCAAGCUUCUGGAGAAGGAUGCCAUGAUUAAGGUCCUGCAGGAGCGCUCACAGCGGGAACAGAAUCGUCCUGAACUCACAGGUCUUCGCCCAGCCCGGUCCGUCCCCUCCAUCAGCACCAUCACCACAACCAGUGCACGGCCCAAAGGGAAGAGCCUCUCGGAUGACCAGACGGCAGCCGUGAUGAUGCCUUCUGCGCCUCAUUCGCUUGCUAAAGUCCAGAGCCGAGACUGCAGUACCCAGUGCGAUGAGCAGAUAGAACCUGCCAUUUCAACAAAUGCCUCCAAUCACACACCUUCACCCAGCUCUGAUGCUACCGCACAAAAGCCUCAGACCCAAACUCCUGUCAGCGCUGCCAAGAGUGCCGAGAGUGACAUGGUGGAGAUUCUCAUCUAAAGAUCUUGGAAAGGAACUUUAACUCAAUCCAGUCUGAUUCUCCUUCAUGUACACGUGAAAGGCGUUCAGAUCGACAGUGUCUGAAUCUGUGAAAAAUGAGUAAGAAUUGCCAAGCAAGAUAAUCUCAUCUUAAUGGUGCUUGAGAAGCCAGUCUGCUUUGUGACAGACUACAGGAGCUUCAAGAGAGAGAGAGGAACCCCAGAUUUCUGCCCAGUACAGAGAGGAGAGCUGAGCUCACUUUUCUUAAAAUAAAACAAACAGUGCUGGGAAAUCUCUCCUGGCUCACCUCUGAAUCCGAGGUACUUGUACAGGACUCUGCAGAACUCCAAGAGGCUGCUGUGAAAUGGCAUAAGAACAUAUAAAACAGUAUAUCUGUGAGCUUUUUUGCCAUGUAUUUUUAUUUAUGAUAAUUGCUGCUGAACUGUGUGUGAGGUUUCUUUAAAGAGUGUUGUAUGUGAGUAGGAACAACUUUAUUAAGACAACUUUUUUUUGGAAUGUCUGUUUUUGACACCCAACUGUUGUUGUCAUGUCAAGUUUCCCUUGAAGCAUUAUCCAAGGGCAGUGUUUCUGAAACAUCUUAGUAUAGCUUUCUGUGUAAGACUAUCCUGCAUUCCUGGAUAAAACACACAGUCACUUUGGUCAUUCUGACCAUUAAAUGUCCCAAAAAAAGGAUGAUAAGGUUUGCCGGAAGCCAAGUAUAGCGUAAACCAGCAGGCCUAGUGUUACACCAUUUACCAGAAUAGUUGGGUAAAUACCGAUUGACUGAACUCUGACACUCCCUUUGACAAAAUUAACAUUACAGUUGGUGUUCUUAUUAUAAUUGGCUGCCAGUGGGCAUCUCUCACCCUGUUUUAAGCAGUGGAAUGAGAAGCCUCCUUUUGUGGACUUAGACUGCUGGGCACGUACUUGUCUCUUUUAUGCCUCUGUCCUUUGCUGACAAGCUGGAGCUACAGUCUCACAUGCCAGAAUGUUCCUGCUUGGUGAAAAAGGCUCUCUGUUGCCUGACCUCUGGCCUGUGUGAAAUGACUGGCAUUCACGCUACUAUUCUCUUUCUGGGUCUAUUUAUUUCCUCGGCGCUACGGUAGCUGGUUCUACCAUGAACACUUACAUCAUAAUAUGGUUACAUACAUCAACAUCUUCAUAUUUGACCAUGUUUGACCUUGAUUGUUAUAGUACUAAUAAUAACAAACCGUACAUCUUAUAUAUGGAAUGCAGCUAAAAUGGUAGUUGAUAAGAUAUGGUAUUAUAAACUUGUAACUGUCUUAACUUGCAUUUCUAUGGUCAAAGCGGCUGCGUGUGUGAGUGUGUGAUGUGAUUUUCUAGUAAGACUAGUAAGCCUGUGUGAGAUUUGAUGGUAAAAUAAGGGUAGACCCAUAUUUCUCCAAAUCUGGAAAGCCAUACUCACUCUAGACUGGAAAUAUGGGUAAUCAGUAUUGUACCAUGUCCUUUCCUAUCACUGAAUGCUACUUUUUCUCCAUUGCCCUGUCUCCAACACAAAUGAUUUGCUGGCCAAUGAUUUGUAGUUGAUGAUGAGGACUCAUGAUAUUUUACUCUCUACUUGGACUGUUUACAGAAAGGGCUGUUUGGAAAAGAAAAUAUGUUAAUAUAUUUUGUAUAUUAUUAUGCCUUUAUAGUAUCUAGUGACAUGAACAUAAUGCCAAAGAUUUGCAUUACAAAUAAGUUAUAUAAUAAGAAUAUUAGAACUAGUAAGGUCAAGUGUAGACACCUUGCUCAAACUGGUUCACCCAUACUUAGAUGUUGCUGUGAACUUCUGGAAUGGGAUUUUUUGUAUGCCAUUAACAUUUCAUUAAUUGAAUAAAACUUUAAUAUAUAUAUAUUUUCAAAAA
Messenger RNA from Ictalurus furcatus (blue catfish), 4276 nucleotides. It is a transcript of the gene amotl2a, whose product is annotated as angiomotin like 2a. The record is from RefSeq and is a predicted model, not a curated record. Lineage: Eukaryota; Metazoa; Chordata; Actinopteri; Siluriformes; Ictaluridae. The transcript is spliced from 11 exons. Gene Ontology annotation, biological process: actin cytoskeleton organization; establishment of cell polarity involved in ameboidal cell migration; angiogenesis. Gene Ontology annotation, cellular component: plasma membrane; bicellular tight junction; cytoplasmic vesicle. Bases 288 to 2429 code for a protein of 713 amino acids.